Molecule: messenger RNA, 898 nt
Organism: Porites evermanni
Lineage: Eukaryota; Metazoa; Cnidaria; Anthozoa; Scleractinia; Poritidae
Source: the annotation of a GenBank genome assembly
GGCCGUUACAGGUGAAUUGUGCUAUUGUAAUGUUGGCAAUUUAUAGUUAGCGCCAGAAUAGGAGGCUUUUCACUCAUUCGCUUGUUACUGCAAGAACGGUAGCGCCAUAAACUACAGCAAGACGUUUAAAAUUCUUCGAUCUAAAAGUGCGGUAACUAUACGAUUAAUUUGUACCAUUGUAAAAUUAAGUGUUUUAUUCUUUAAGCGUGGGCUUUAAAAGUUGCUUUCAAAUUCUUGGUUCGCCGGUAAAACUUAUUCACGUACGCUCAUUUCUUACUCUAUAGUCCUGCAGAUUUGGAAAAAUGUUUGGCAGUGGCAACAGCGGCGAGAAACAGCUCCAAGACCCAAGAACUACAGAAAUAAGGAAAUGUGUACGGAGCUACAACAAGCAGAUGAAAUCACUGGAGUUUUCCAGACUACGAUCCCUUGUUCCAGCUACAGCCUCUCGCCCUCGUGUUUCCAAGGUAUGAAAUUCUAAAAUACACCACGGAAUCAGGAUGUACAAAAGUCUCAAAAAAUUCCAAAAGGCAAAUCGAUGUUUUCUUCUGUCUUUCAGAUCGAGGUCAUCGAAGAAGCGAUAAAAUACAUUGCCUAUCUUCAAGCUACGCUCAGUUCGCGUUUCGAGGAACCCAGUGAAAGUAAGUUUGUCGAAAGCGUUCCGGAACUUGACCGGAGAGGACUGAGCGCACAUUUUAACCUGGCUAUUUUUCCCCUCUUAGGCAACAACAAUAGCGUGGUAGUUGAGCAGACAGAGGGCGAAAGAAGGCCGAAAAUACUCAGGCAAAAAAGGAAACGUUUCGCUUCAUAUAUGAUUAAAACACAGAGACACACACUUCCAGCGCGGCGAAAAUUUUCAAGUAAGUCUGCAGAAAUCUGUGUAUUUCUUUUUGCUGUCUGA